Trametes versicolor FP-101664 SS1 is the source of this 882-nucleotide messenger RNA. RefSeq lists its product as uncharacterized. The transcript is spliced from 9 exons. Bases 1 to 882 code for a protein of 293 amino acids. The record is from RefSeq and is a predicted model, not a curated record. NCBI's taxonomy places the organism in Eukaryota, Fungi, Basidiomycota, Agaricomycetes, Polyporales, Polyporaceae.
AUGACCUUAUGGGCAGGGCUUGCCAGCGACUACUACGAUGUCCUCGAGCUCAGUAAACGCUCUGCGGCGAAGCUUGUUGCGGGGAUCAAAGAUACAGACGCUCUGAUAACGGAGCUCGACUCGUUAAUCGUGAGCAUGGCGCAACAGGACUUCAACCGUCGUAGCGCACUCGAAGACCUGAUCACUCGUGCCGAGUCUCUUAACACGGAACAGCAGCGGAUUGUCGAAGCGCGACACACAGCUGUUACUCGUGAGGUGGAAGAGGCCGAGAUCAACGUGAAUGCCUACCAGAGGCAAUUGCAAGGGCUACAAGAUCGGCACAUAGCUAGCAGCCUGUGUAUAAUCAACACGGCCGAAGCUGAGAUCAGGUCCUAUAUAUCAGAUAUCCUUCAAAGCUUGCCCAGAGACCCCGCCGAGGGCUGGGGAAAUCCCCACGAGCAGGGUGGACCCGGAGAAAACGCACAUACAAGGCGGGGGACAUUGGACGCAGAACAAGUCUCUGCGAUUACGGACGAACGGCGGAUACUUGAAGAAGAAAUUUGGCAGUUGGAGAAUGCGUUAGCUGACGCGCAGAUCCAGCAUGCGGGGGCGCAGACGUGUCUGCAGGUUUUCCAGAGCGCAGGCUGGGAAUCGACGCGCAAUGCUAUGUGUAUGGUCGUCGUGUACCUGAAGACAUAUGCAGAGCACAUAGGUGUCUUUGCUGAGCUCCAGAAACAGCUUUGGCAUGAGGUCGACAUAUACAAACACGCGCUCGAAGGCGUCAAGAUGUUCUCGACGUCGGUUCGCCGGAAUGCCCUGCAGGAAAUGCAACAGCGCGUAUCCUCGACCGCAUGUGCUUGGGAAGGCGCAGCGGCACUGAUCAUGAACGAGUACGUGAAGUGA